AUGACUGCUACUGAACCUAUCAGCGAGACUUACGAUGUGGUUAUUGUCGGAGGUGGCCCGGUUGGUCUUUUGACUGCAUACCAAAUAGCUCGAUUCGGCCUGUCGGUCUGUGUUUUGGAAAAGUACGACAAGCAGACUCAAGAUGCUUUUGGACGAGCAAUUGCAUUGUUUCCUCGUACUUUGGAGCAGUUAGAUCAAUUGGACCUUAUUGAGCCAAUGCUGCAGAAAGGUUUCGCAUGCAGAACAAGCGUGACAUACAAGGAUGGCGUUCAGCAGAUUCCUGGGCGUGUUUGGACGUUCAUGGAGAACAUCAAAGACACCGCUUUUGACUUUGUACUCGUUUUGCGCCAAAUGCAUACCGAAGAAAUAUUACGAGACAAGCUGAGGUCGGUUGGUGCUGUUUAUCGAGAAUCUACAGAGUGUACUGGAUUUGAGAUUGAAGACGGAUUCGCCUCGUCGGACGCUUAUCCUGUAAAGUCGACCUUCACUAGUACAAAAACACAAGAGAAGAUAGUGCUACGCAGCAAAUAUAUCGUCGGCGCGGAUGGUGGCCGAAGUUUUGUGCGCAGGCACGCAGGUAUCCCUUUUGAGGGAGAUACUUCGGAAGACAAAUGGAUCCGUAUUGACGGUAUUGUGGAGACUGACAUGCCUAUUAAGCGUGCUUAUGGUGCAAUUGAAAGCAAGACACACGGAAAUGUCCUCUGGGCACCACUGGAUCAUGGCGCAACCCGCAUCGGAUAUGCAUUCACUCCUGAAAUUGCGGCCAAAUAUCCGAGUGGUGUUACCGAAGAGGUCGCUGUGAAGGAAGCCAUUGAAUCCAUGCAGCCAUUCAAUGUCAAAUUCACCGAGGUACACUGGUGGACUUUAUAUACCAUCGGGCAACGCAUUGCCAAAAACUUCUCAACCAAAGAUCGCAUAUUCCUCUGUGGUGAUGCAGCUCAUACUCAUAGCAGUGGAGCAGCACAAGGACUUAAUACUGGAAUCCACGAUUCUGUCAAUCUUGCUUGGAAAUUAGCCAGCCAGAUACAUGGCUUUACCCGCCCUGAAGUUCUCCAGACUUAUGCCACUGAACGUCGAACUGCGGUAGAGAAAUUAAUCAACUACGACAAGGACAUAUCCCUUCUCAUGACGCACAAAUGGCCGUCUUGGUACACAGGGGAUCCUGCCGCUGAUCCGUAUCUAGUUUUGGGCCAGAUAUUCGAACAAGCAGCAUCUUUCAACACAGGUUUAGGUAUCAAUUACCCCGCUAAUAUUUUGAACCAAUUCCCUGCUGCUACGAGUCUCAAAAUCGAACCGGGAAACCGGGCAAUUGAUGUCGACCUUACCGUGCCCGGCAUCAAUAGAAAAGUGCGUUUUAACGAAAUAGCACGCAAUCUGGGUAGAUUCUGGAUUAUUGUAUUUGCUGGCAGAAUUGAGUCAACAAUUCCAUCUCUUCAAGCACUUCGAAAAUAUUUGGUCGACAGGAAUGAGCUAUACUCACAUCCAGCCACGAAAUGGCUUACAAUUAGCCGGGAUGCUGGCUGCUCCCCCUAUGAGACAUUGGGAAUGGCACCAUUUGGUGAUACAUACUACGAUAUUGAUGGCUUAGCACAUGAAAAGUAUGGAAUUGAUCUUUCAGUCGGUGGAAUCGUGAUAAUUAGACCUGACGGACUUGUUGGGACGGGCGGUGCUAUAGAGGGGAGCUUGAUUCAACAUUACCUGGAGACUGUGCUUAAUUUAUAA
Molecule: messenger RNA, 1722 nt
Organism: Talaromyces amestolkiae
Lineage: Eukaryota; Fungi; Ascomycota; Eurotiomycetes; Eurotiales; Trichocomaceae
Exons: 5
Coding region: 1-1722 (573 amino acids)
Molecular function (GO): FAD binding
Source: RefSeq, a predicted model, not a curated record